Messenger RNA from Nicotiana tabacum (common tobacco), 1207 nucleotides. RefSeq lists its product as uncharacterized. Gene Ontology annotation, cellular component: nucleoplasm. The record is from RefSeq and is a predicted model, not a curated record. Gene Ontology annotation, molecular function: RNA binding. NCBI's taxonomy places the organism in Eukaryota, Viridiplantae, Streptophyta, Magnoliopsida, Solanales, Solanaceae.
AGUAGUUAUAAAAAAUAAUAUUUUAAAAUAAUUUUGGUUUAAAAUAAAGUGAGGGUAUACUUUGGUACAGUGAGGUAAAAUUUCCUUUAUUAUUUAUCAGGGGCCAUCAUAUGAUCCAAAUUGAAUUGUGAAGUGGUAUGCCUCGAUACAAAGACGAGCCUCCUGCAGUCCGCGUUUACACAAUCUGUGAUGAAUCCAAAUAUUUGAUUGUGAGGAAUGUUCCAGCGUUGGGCUGUGGCGAUCAGCUCUCUAAACUAUUCUCCACUUACGGAGAAAUUGAAGAAUGUAAACCAAUGGAUGCUGAAGAUUGCGAGCAGUUUACAGAUGUUUUCUGGAUCAAGUUUUACCGGGUUGACAAUGCCAGGUUUGCCAAAAGGAAACUGGAUGAGUCUGUUUUCCUCGGGAACAGGCUACACGUCUCUUAUGCACCUCAAUUUGAGAGUCUGUUUGAGACGAAGGAUAAGUUAGAAGCUAGGAGGAAGGAAGUUUUAGCACGAUUAAAUCCUGGAAGAUCUAAAGGAUCUGCCACAUAUAGCGCAGAUGUGAUUAGUGAGCCCUCUCCAGCUCAGUUGAAUUCUAUUGUACACUCAGUUGGCUCUAAUCAAAGGCAGAGCUCCAAUUCGCGGUGUAACUCUGCUCAUGACGUACAGUGUUCUCCUGCGACAACAAUUUCAUCAGACAAGGAAUACUUCCCUUCACAGUCUAUGAAUCAAACUGUUAAGCUGGUCAGAGAGAAACUAGAUAAGAUAAAAUCCAGUGUGGACCAUUUGGAAGGUGAACCAUCAAAGAGAAAACGUGUUGAUAAUAGGAGAAGGAUAUAAGUCAUGUUCGGGUGUUGACAAGAGAAUAUAGCUCUGAAUUACAUUUUUUCCCUUUUUUGCCCAUUUUGUCAUGUUUCGUUUUGUUAAAAUCUUUGUAUGCUCUCUUUUCCCUUCAGAAACAUCAAGUCUGUUCCUGAAAAACCUGCCCUUUUUUGUGCUGACUGGUCAAAUCAUUACCUUUUCUCAGUUCAAGUUCAUGAUGUCCAGAAUAUCGCCUGGCAUCAAGAAAAACAAGGUCGUACUUAUUUUUGCCCCCAACUCUUUCCAGUUCCCUCUUUGUUUCUUUGGUGUCAUUGCCAUUACUGUUAAUCCAAUUCAGUUUUAGAACUUCCCAAGCAAGUGAAUAAUUGUAACUCAGAGCUUAUUAUCAUAUUCCUAGAGUAUUU